Molecule: messenger RNA, 3279 nt
Organism: Trypanosoma grayi
Lineage: Eukaryota; Euglenozoa; Kinetoplastea; Trypanosomatida; Trypanosomatidae
Exons: 1
Coding region: 1-3279 (1092 amino acids)
Biological process (GO): microtubule-based movement
Cellular component (GO): microtubule; kinesin complex
Molecular function (GO): microtubule binding; ATP hydrolysis activity; microtubule motor activity
Source: RefSeq, a predicted model, not a curated record
AUGGCCAACAAGGAGAAGGACGAUGAAUUGGGUGUUGCUGCGUAUCGCGGCUACAGCCGCACGCCGAUGCAGCAAGGGCAGGAGUGGUGGUACAACAGUAGCAAUGCCCUACCCUCUCAACCGACUCUUCCGUCUACUACCAGUAACAUUGCCACCACCACCACCACAACAACAACAACAGCAAUUCCUGCUUCUGACGAUGAUGCUGACAACAACUACCAACAGGACAAGGUUUUCUUCUCGGUGUUAGACGUGACGGACAGCCGCCGCUACAAGGUCUUUCUGCGCCCCGACGACAUCUCCAGGCUAAAGGUCUCCAAAAUACGCAAGACGCUCAGCAGUGCCGCAGGAAAGCCACCCUUCUCCUUUGAUCUCUGGGUUGGUGAUGAGGUGCUGCUCGAUAGGGAUGAUGCCAGGUGUGCUGAACUCGGCAUUACGCCACAGACGGUGCUGAAGAUGUGCCCAAGCGGCGAGUUGCCGCAGAAGCAGGUCGAGAGCAAGACCGGUGGUAAAAACAGCAACUUUGGAGAGGAGGAAAUCGCAUCUGUUGCUGCUACUGUUGAACCUGCGUCUGUGACAAGCGUUUUGCAGCAACUCACUGAUGCAGCAUCGGAGGCACCUCUCGCGGUGGAGCUGAACGAGCGGCAGCGAGCACUACAGGCGCAACUGUACGAAGAGGCGAAGCGCUCUCAAGUCUUCUCAAGGGCGGCUGGUUGGAGCCACAGCAGCAGCAGCAGCAACAACAAGAACAACGCCGAUGGCGGCAACGACGGUGGUGAGGUCCUUCCAGGUCACUCCGCGGUGGGUGACGUGUCGGAUGGUAGUGUUAUGGGCGGGCACACCCGCGGCAUCGACGACGGCUUCACUGACUUUUUUGAAGAGAUUUUGGCGAAGAAGACGGUGCCCACGUCGCCGUCAUUGCCGUCCCCAAGUGGCGUCGACAUCAAGGCGGUCUUGCUCGACACAGUCGCUCAAGGGGCGCACUAUUACGACACAUACUCCCACGCAGGCGCCGAAAGAGGUACAACGCCACCGGGUAUGGGUCCUGGCGGUGCUCACAUGAUAAGCGGAGAAGAGGAUGAAGAAGAACGAGUGGGGGAGCUAUCACGGGGAGGAUAUAUUACUGCUGGUGGAGAGAGAUGUAGUGGCUCAGCGCCGACGUGCGGCAGGGAAGCUGAGCUUGUGGAACUAGUGGAGAAGCUGCAGGACGAUGUUAGCGACCUCCUUGCCCUGCAUGUGCGUGAUGAGACGACAAAGCAGGCGCUGCAGCAGGAGCUCGCCUCGUCACAGAGGCGUGUCUGGCAGCUGGAGAAGUCUGAGCAGCAGGCACGGCAGCAGCUCAGUGCCCUCCUCGCGGAGCUGCAGCACGCGCGCAGCGAGAACGGUGAAUCCGUCUUCCCUGAGGAGCAGCUUCGGGCGGCGCUGUGCAAUAUGGGGGUGGCGUACCACAACGAACUCCUCCUGCGCGAGAACGCCGCGCUGGAACGACGGCUGGCGCAGGAGUUGCGCAGACGACUCGAUAUGGCGCUUAUACUUGAGGACAUGAAGGGACACAUCCGCGUGCUUGUGCGGGUGCGGCCGCCGCUCCGCAUUCUGCGCGAGCGGCACAUCAUUGUAGAAGAGGCAGUAGGAGGAGUUUCCUCCAGAGCAGAUGAGGCACGCAUGGUGGCUGACGGGCAGCGCAACACGGUUACAAUCACGGAACCGUACACGGGGGCACGGCAGUUCAACUUUUACCGCGUCUUUGCGGAGAGUGCGACGCAGAAGGAGGUGUUCAGCGAAGUCGCGCCGCUUGUUCAACUUGCCUGCGAGGGCGUCAACGUCUCAGUGUUGGCGUACGGGCAGACGGGAAGUGGCAAGACAUACACCAUCUUGGGUCAGGAGGAGGAGGAGGAGGAGAAAGAGAAGCAGCAGCAGCAGCAGGGCACAUCAUCGUUGACAAGAGAUGACGCCGAUAAAAACAACAACAGCAGCAAAAUCAACGGUAAUGAUAAUAAUACUGGCGUCAGACACCAUAGUAACAACAAUGACAACAGCAAAGAGGCACCCAACGAGGAGGAGGAAUUGGAAGCGGACGACGAUGGCAUCGUACCGCGCACCAUCCGCGUGCUGUUCCAGCAUCUCCGCGCAGAAGCAGCGGCGGAAGCGGCAACACUAUCGCCCGGUGACGGUGAAGCCUCCGCGUCCAUGUUUGAGGUCUCCUGCAGCCUGCUUGAGAUGUACAAUGACAAGGUGCACGACCUGCUGGCACCGCCGCAGGUCGUUGUGCCAACGUUCUACGUUGGCGGCGCAAACACCGCUGAGCCACGGGGGCCGGCGUGUGUCGCGCCGCAGCGCAGCGUAAAGAUUGGGCAGGACGGCCGCAUGUACGUUGUCGGUCUCACGCAGUGCGUCGUGCGUGAUGCCUGCGAUGCAGUUCGGGUACUGCGCGAAGGCGCCUCGCGGCGGCAAGUGCACGCGACGCAGCAAAAUGCCACCUCGAGCCGCUCGCACCUAAUCUUCACCAUCCACCUCGCGCAGCGGCGCCGCAGCGUCGUGCAGCGUGGCGGUGGACGAACGGCCACCGCGUCGGUCGCUUACCGGCGGUUGGAGAGCAAGCUGGUGUUCGUCGACCUGGCAGGGUCGGAGCGCAUCGCAAAGUCGCAAAGUGUCGGGGAUCGUCUGUUGGAGGCGCGGCACAUCAACAAGAGCCUCUCGGCGUUGGGCGACGUGGUGGCGACGCUUUCCACCGCGGCGUCAGCUGCUGUUGGUGCAGGGAUGACGCACGUCCCGUACCGCAACAGUAUGCUCACGGGGCUCCUCCAAGACGUGAUUGGCAGCCGCAGUAAGACCGUGCUGGUCGCGUGCGUGGCUCCAAGUGACCCGCCGUACGAGAAUAAUACCGCCGAGACGAUGACCACGCUGCAAUUCGCCAGCCGUGUGCGCUGUGUACGGAACUUCGCCCCGCCGCUCCCUGUGACAGCAGCAGCAGCAGCAGCAGGUGCUGGGGGCGGCGCUACCACAAAGGGUCCAGCAGCGCAAUGCACAGAGGCAGACACGGGGGCGCAACGCACCACAUGCCCAGUGGGGCGUGGGGUGGCGAAGCUGUGGAUGAGACCAACAGAGUCGUCGAAGUCGCGCGCCGGCGCAGCAGGACGUCAAAAUGCUGGAGGAGUGGUAACCAUCAAUGAUCCAGAGAGGACUGGGGAGAAUAAACGGGCGCAGUCACCGGUGCCUCCCCAGCAGCAGCAGCGGGGGAAUGAUGGAAAUACGGAACAGAAGCCGCGCAUGCGCUUCUAG